GUUUGGGAACUAAGUUUGCGUUUCUGUGUUUCACGUUUUUCACUUUUUUUUUUCUUUUUCCCUACGCGUGAACAGUAACCUCACAUAGGUUCACUGUGCAAAAGACAAAAAUCACUAUUCACGCACUGUUUAUUACUGUUCACAGCACUAUUCACAUACUAAAAAAUAUUAAAAAUGGGUCUCACGGUACUAUUCACACAUUUAAAAAUUAUUUUACUACAAUGUUUUCAGUUUUUAGUUUUCAGUUUCAGCAACAAUAAGUUCAAUCCAAACGGACUCUUUGUAUUUUGUAUAUAAGACAUCACAUUAGUGGUUAGCCAUCAUAAACAACUAAGCGAGCAGAUCUUUGUAAAUAGUUUCUAAAAAAAAAAACUCUUUGUAUUUUGUAUAUAAGACAUCGCAUUAGUGGUUAGCCAUAAAAAACAACUGAGCGAGCGCGACUUGUCAAGGUCUUUGUAAAUAGUUUCUCAAAAAAAAAAAAAGUCUUUGCAUUUUGUAUAUAAGACAUCACGUUAGUGGUUAGCCAUCAGAAACGAUUGGGCGAGCACGUGGUACUCUACAAAACUCUAAAAGAAAAAGAGAUACUUGGUUUGCUAAGAAAGGGAGAAACUUGCAUUGGACAAAGUAAUAUGUUAAAGGAACAUGUGAGGAUGAUGCUUCACAAAGUGGUGGAUCCUUUAGAGCAACUCGAGCUAAUAGAUACCUUGCAAAGACUCGUAUUAUCUCAUCACUUCGAGGGAGAGAUGAAGAGAAUAUUGGAAGAUCUAUACAACAAUGAUCAAAGUGGUGAUACGUGGAGGAAGGAGAAUUUAUAUGCCACAACUCUUAAAUUUAGACUCCUAAGACAGCAUGGAUAUAACAUCUCUCAAGGAGUUUUCAAUAUUUUCAAGGAUGAGAGAGGGAAAUUCAAGGCAUGCCUUUGUGAGGAAACCAAGGGUAUACUAUCCUUGUAUGAAGCAUCAUUCCUUUUGACAGAAAGUGAGAAUAUGUUGGAGGAAUUGAGAAAUUUCGCAACCAAGCACCUCCAAGAAUAUGUCAAGCAGAAUAAAGAUAAAACUCUUUCUGCUAUGGUGACUUAUGCCUUGGAGCUUCCACUACAUUGGAGAAUAAUGAAGUUUGAAUCAAGGCGGUUUAUUGAUAUAUAUAGAAGUAGAGAAGACAUGAACCCUAUCUUACUUAAACUUGCAGAAAUGGAUUUCAACAUGGUGCAAGCAGUCCACCAAGAAGAUUUAAAACAAGUGUCAAGGUGGUGGAAGAACACUAGGCUUGGAGAAAAUUUGACCUUUGCAAGGGAUAGGCUAACGGAGCUUUUCUUCUGGUCAAUGGGUAUGAUAUAUCAACCUCAGUUUGGAUGUCAAAGGAUAAAUUUAACAAAGCUGGGUGUACUUAUAGUAACGGUAGACGAUGUUUAUGACGUAUAUGGAACUUUAGAUGAACUUGAGCUCUUCACAGAUGCCAUUGAGAGAUGGGAUAUUAAUGCAAUGGAUCAGCUUCCAGAUUAUAUGAAGAUAUGUUUCCUCAUUCUCUACAACUUUGUUAAUGAAAUGGCUUUUGAUCCCCUUAAGGAUCAAGGAUUCCAUAUCAUUCGAUACCUUAAAAAAGCGUGGUCAGAUUUAUGUAAAUCUUAUUUGUUGGAGGCCAAGUGGUAUCACAACGGAUAUAUACCAAGCCUUGAAGAAUACCUUGAGAAUGCAUGGAUAUCAAUAGCAACACCACUUAUACUAAUGCAUGCUUUCUUUAUGGUCACCAAUCCAAUAACGAAGGAAGCCUUGGAUUACUUGGAAAAGUACCCCAAAAUAUUCUAUUGGUCAUCAAUGAUUCUACGACUUACAGAUGAUCUUGGAACAUCUGCGAAUGAAUUAGAAAGAGGUGAUGUUCCAAAAUCAAUCCAAUGUUACAUGAAUGAAACUGGUGCUAGUGAAAAAGAUGCUCGUGAGUAUGUGAAGUCUUUGAUUAGUACAGCAUGGAAGAAGGUGAAUGAAGAGAGAGUUGCAAGUUCUCCAUUCUGUCAAACAUUUAUUGAAAUUGUAAUGAACCUCGCAAGGAUGGGUCAUUUCAUGUACCAAUAUGGAGAUGGGUUCGGUGUUGCAGACCGAAAAACUAAAGAUAGUAUAUUAUCGUUACUUAUUCAGCCCAUUCCACACUCCAGGAUGUCUUCUGGCAAUUCAAAUGCUACACCAAACUUGAACAUCAAUUAAGUGAAGACUUUAAACCAUGAUUUAUGAGUAUGGAUUUUGGUUUUGGAGGAGUUAUCAUAUUUAAUAAGUUGGUUAGGGUGCUGUGCAACGGGUGGCCAAUUAAGGUUUUUUCUAUGGACCCCCAAAAUAAAGUAGGAGUUUGGUUUUCUAAUAUGUUGUGGUUAAUCAAUACUUUAUUUAGUUUAUUUGAGUGUUUAGUUGGUUUAUUA
Molecule: messenger RNA, 2407 nt
Organism: Quercus robur (English oak)
Lineage: Eukaryota; Viridiplantae; Streptophyta; Magnoliopsida; Fagales; Fagaceae
Product: myrcene synthase, chloroplastic-like
Exons: 7
Coding region: 630-2198 (522 amino acids)
Biological process (GO): diterpenoid biosynthetic process
Molecular function (GO): magnesium ion binding; terpene synthase activity
Source: RefSeq, a predicted model, not a curated record